GUUAUAUUCCUCUCACGGCGUAAUGCUGAUAAGUAGAUAUGUUCUAAAUUUCGAACAGAUUCAAUCUUUAUUCGGGGAUUUAUGAGCUGUUCGGUUGUGCAAAAAAUUGCGUUCAGUGUUUAAGCUCGCUGAAGAGAUCGGGACAGUUUCUAUCCAGUUUUGGGAGAGCAGUUCCCUUCAGCUGCGGAGUUUCCUGCUCGCAAUUACUAUGGCAGUAUCGUAUAAUGUUGUGGAUAUAAUCCAGGUAAGUCAGGCUUGGUUAUAUUUUGGUUUAGGAAGGACGCCAGAAAAAUCCCUCAAAACGUGUACGCGAGGUAGAGGAAGUAUUUGAAGUGACUGCUGGAUAUGGCAAAUUUUCAUGCAUAAUUUGAUAUAGGCCCUGGGACUUGAUGAUAAACCGAUAUUUGCAUUGUGUUGUGAAUGAUAGGGUUGCCCGAAACUGUCCUCGGUUAUGAAACUAAAAUUGAAGCGGUAACUAUUUGCUAUAGGAAGUCUAGAUUUCCUACGGAGGAUGAGCAUGUUCCAUUUGGUCUUGAACUGUAGUGAUGCUUGUGUAAUAUUUUGAUUCAAAAAGAUUACAGAUGUAGAGAUGGAGCGUGAUCUAUCGAAAAACCUAGAUCGCCUAUCAAUUAAUGAUCCCGUCGGUGGCUAUGAGGAUGAUGACGAAGAAACUUUAUCUGACCCGAAUGAGCAAAGGGAAGACUUGGAUCUGGACAUGAGUGAAGAACGCGUACAAGUCACCGCGGCCUCGAAUGACGAAGUCGCUUUGACAGAGGAGCAGCGGCUAGAAGAAAACCGAAAGGCCUGGGAAACUUACUCGCUUGUCAUUUCUGGCACGACGUCGGUUUCGCAUCCCGACGUCUACCGACCAGCAAGCGGCCGGUCCUACAGUGAAACAGACUUCGCUUAUUUGAGAAAUACCCCGCAUCACAACUAUGCACGAGAUCGAUCUCCCAGUCCCAGUCAAGGUUCUACUCGUCGACGCAAACCCUACGACUUUGACAGCGAUCGGUUUAUCUGCGGGUUUUCAGAAAUAUGCGGAACAUUUAGCGGCGCCGAUGAUUUAGGCUACUGCAAGCGAUGUGGCAUGAGAGUUCAAAUAGUUAACGAAUAUGUGGAGCACAUCCCAGGUUCUCAGCAAGUCCCCCAGAAUGCUGAUCUAGGUCAAUCAGCGUCAAAUCCACAGAUUAGAGUGAGAAGAGCUCUUGCCAACUACAGAGAUGGGCGCGGCCCCACAAUCUGUCCGUCAAAACGACCACCUCCACCUUGGGCAUGGUCAGAGCCCAAAGUUAGUGAUGCACCGCGCCGUCCAAGCUAUGGUUGGACGUCGUCCAGCCGUAGGGGCUCUUCGUCGUCACUCUUCAAAUUCAUUCAAGGCUCUUCAUCGUCGCCGAGAGCCCAUGGUGGCUCUUCAUCGUCGCCGAGAGCCCAUGGUGGCUCUUCAUCGUCGCCGAGAGCCCAUGGUGGCUCUUCAUCGUCGCCGAGAGCCCAUGGUGGCUCUUCAUCGUCGCCGAGAGCCCAUGGUAGCUCUUCAUCGUCGCCGAGAGCGGCCCAUGGUGGUUCUUCCUCGCCGUCCGGAGCCUAUGGUGGUUCUUCAUCGCCGUCGGGAGCCUAUGGUGGCUCUUCAUCGCCGUCGGGAGCCUAUGGUGGCUCUUCAUCGCCGUCGGGAGCCUAUGGUGGCUCUUCAUCGCCGUCGGGAGCCUAUGGUGGCUCUUCAUCGCCGUCGGGAGCCUAUGGUGGCUCUUCAUCGCCGUCGGGAGCCUAUGGUGGCUCGUCUUCGCCGUCGGGAGCCUAUGGUGGCUCGUCUUCGUCAAAAGCCUUCGCUACGUCAUCAGAAAGUAGAGAAAUUUUCCCGACUUUAGAUGACCCUCACGCGAGAGCCACGAGGAUGGAGGAGCUGUACAGUGAUGCUUUAUGCGCGUCGCUUGGUGAUUACAGACCGAAGGAGCGGAGCGCUUCGGAUUCGGCUAUUAAAUUUUUUGUGGACGAGCAUGUGGCAGGUGGCAUCAGAGCGUUGCGCCGGAAGUUUGGUCAAAAAUAUGCUAAAAAGAAAUGAUGGUUUACGAUCAUCUCGAGGCUUCCGAACACAGCACGUACGUGCGUCAUAAGUAUCUUUCAUUCCUAACCGAUAUCGAUUUUAAUGACUAGCUUUGCUUUGAGUAACUUGAAACUACUAGGUGAUAUUUCUGAUCAUCGACUUGCAGCACAUCGGCUUUUAAUUCCCCUCCAUUUUAUUCCGGACUUAGUUUCUGUAAUAAUACAUUGACGGUACCUGA
Hyalella azteca is the source of this 2276-nucleotide messenger RNA. RefSeq names its product mucin-1. The record is from RefSeq and is a predicted model, not a curated record. The transcript has 3 exons. Bases 590 to 2056 code for a protein of 488 amino acids. NCBI's taxonomy places the organism in Eukaryota, Metazoa, Arthropoda, Malacostraca, Amphipoda, Hyalellidae.